AUGUCUCCUUACCAGCAGCAACCACCAGCAUCGGCGAAGACACCUGUAACGGCGCCUCCACCUGCCCAGCAGCAGCCCGUCGGGUCAGAGCUCUGGAAGCGCGACAUUGAAGGCCCCUUUCGGCGGCUUGACCCGAACCCGGACGCCUUCGAGCUGGCCCGCCUUGCCCUAUGCGCCAUCACCAUUGUCCCCUUGCGCGUGGUGCUCAUCGCGGUGUUCCUUUCGAGCUAUUAUGUCCUCGCCCUGUCCUUCAUGACGGUCGCUCCCGAUAGGCCCUGGGCACAUGCGAUCAGCAUCUUCUGCGUUCGAUGGGCGUCGCGUUUCCUGCUGCUGCUCCUCGGCUACUGGACCGUGGACGUCAAAGGGAUGGAGGAGAACGCGGGGCGACGGGGGGAGCCGCGAGUGUUCGUGUCGAACCACAUCAGCUUCAUCGAAGUGCUCGUCUUCUUGCAUCAGCUCGGGCCGUCUUUCGUCAUGAAACGAACGGAAUAGUUUUUUUUGUGCCGGUGCACACAGGCAGACCUUGCGCGUAGGUUCGCACGACGCCGAACAACCCUUAUUCCCGCUUCAGAUUGCCCCACCGCUCAAGAAGCUGGGAUUGGUGCAUUCGGGCAUUUCAGAACACGACCCCGUUGUGCUUGAUCUAUGCAUAAUAGAUACUCAGGUGUGCCGUCAAGUCUCGUACGCCAAAACGGAUACUGUCGCUGUUGGGUUACCCCUUAGAGGAAGUAUUGUAAGAAAUGAGUCUCGGGCCAAAGAAGAGGGUGCAAUGGUCGCCCCGGUGGUCUAGUUGGUAUCCUCGAAACCUUCUAUAGGUCAGGUCAGGGUUCGAAUCCCGGCGUAAGCGAGCUUUUCUUGCGAAGUGAGUUUUUCUCUCGCGUCCGCUCCUGGCCUAGUGGAUAGCGCUAGUUCGUGUGUACACAGAGGGAAGAGAGUGCUGAACUCUUCUCGCAUUAAAAAUCCAAGUCAACGUACUGCAGGAGGGGAGGGUAGAGAGGGGUCCUUCUGUGUGACCACUGGUUGGAGUAAACGGCACUAGUUCUGUGAGCGCUGAUUUGAAGUG
Molecule: messenger RNA, 1063 nt
Organism: Ectocarpus siliculosus
Lineage: Eukaryota; Phaeophyceae; Ectocarpales; Ectocarpaceae
Source: the annotation of a GenBank genome assembly